AAUGUGGGGCCUGAACUCUCUGAAACUUUUUCUCUCUAAAGAAUUAGGGUUAGUGAUGGGUCUCACAGGAGUUGAGAAAGAGCAAGGAACUUUACAAAGGACGCGGUUUGAGCCAGCUUCUUACGUGUGGCUUAGCCGCAUAAAACCUCACAAAUGACGACACUCAUGUCGUCACCACACAACGACUUGCACUGCUUCCAUCACUCGCAGUAAGAGGGGAGCAGGUAAGAAAUAUGAGGAAAUACUGUGCCCUAAUUUACAGUAUUCCCUAUCCAUUUUGCGAUCUCUUCUUCAGCAAUCAGUGCUUCUCUGCUUCUCUAUCAUUUUUGUUUGGACUCGAGCACCUCUGAUGGGGAUCUAUAUGGGUAUCAGGCCAAUCUAUAAGGGAUUUGUCAUAAUAUUAACUUGUCAGUGAAGUUUGGAUUGAUUUCACGGCAAUCUUCUGGAUCCGGUUUUUUUUCUGGUGGAUUUUCGCUCAGUAUUGAAGAUUACUGCUCUUUAAUGGUUAUCUUGUGAAAUUGAGGUUUUAUUUUAGUGUUUUGAGCUGUAUUUGAUUAGUUAAUGGAAGUGGUUUUAGUUCAGUGAGAGGAUCAACUGUGUAAUUCUUGGUGUUGGUUUUCUGAGUGAAUUUCUCAAGACUUUUAAUGUUGAUGAAGUUUGUAUGAGUUCCUUAGCAUUUCCUCUUAAAUUUUUCUUGACAAGAUUUCCUCUUAAAUUUUUCGUAUGAUUGAUUUUAGAUGGGUUUUUGGUAGAAUCAUCAAGGAUCCAGAGUUUUCCUUGUCUCUGCACAAGCCUUUCCUGAACUUUCCAGUUCUUAAUUGAUGUUUUGGAAAUUGAAUCAAUGGAUAAAGGCAAUUCAGUGAUAUUGCUGUUCAGUACAUGCUCAGUGUUGGAGUUCUCUUUACUGGUUUUUAAUCCAAUCUUCCUGAAAGUAAUCCCAGUUCCUGGAGGCUUUCUCUCAUGAUUUUGUGUCAGUUUUAUGGUGGAUUUUGGCAUCUGUGCAAUUACAGCAGAGUUCUUCCCUGCUUAUGAUCUUCAGAAAAAUAAGUGAGCAAAGGUUUUGCUGCUAAAUCCGAUAUCAUAAUGUUCUAUGUGCCCAUUGACCAAGCAGCAAUCUCAAUGCCACAUCUUCUUGUUCCAAUUUUUCUUUUUAGGUUGUAUUAAUAUGUUCCAUGUAAAUUUUGUUGUGUUUCUUCCGAUCUUUUCAACUCUGAUCAUUUUCUAUAGAUUCUCUUUCCUUUGAAUGUCCACAUCCGUUUCUACCGUAUCCCUCCCGUUACUCACCAGGCAAAAUAUAUACGUUCCCUUUCAUUUGGGUCUAGCCGAAACAAAACUCAAUUGAGCAAAGGUAAUAGGUAGAUGCCAAGCUAUGGAAAACCCAACAGAGUCAUCAUGUUCUCGUAGUUUUGCUUCCUCUUCUUAUGUGUCAAAUGGAAGCAGCUGCGCCAACCACUCAGUUUGCAAUGGCUCUGAACCUGGGUCUUGUAUGACUGGCUCCCAACGUAAUACAACACCAGGCCCCGAAAUCAAUGGCUUAAUGAGGCUCAGCACUAACCUUGAAAACCUCUUGCAUGAACCAUACAACGGCUUUAGUGAUGCUGAGAUUGAAGUAGAGGGAGUGCCCAUCGGGGUUCACAGGUGUAUAUUGGCAGCAAGAAGCUCUGUCUUCAGAGAGGUGUUUUCUAGAGAGAAGAAGCAUGAAGGAAAACCCAAGUACUCCAUUGAGGAAUUGGUGCCAUCUGGUAAAGUUGGGUAUGAAGCUUUCAGGAUUGUUUUGAACUAUUUGUACACAGGGAGAUUGAAGUCUGCUCCUCCCGAGGUUUCUACCUGUGUUGAAAAAGUUUGUGCCCAUGAUGACUGCCGCCCUGCUGUUGAUUUUGCAGUUGAGGUGGUUCGGGCAUCAGCUGUUUUUCAGAUUCAAGAGCUCGGCUCAGUCUGGCAGCGUAGGCUUCUCUCUUAUGUGGAAAAGGCCCAAGUUGAGGAUGUCAUACCCAUCCUCCUCGUUGCCUCAUCUUGCCAUCUCUCCCCUCUGGACACCCAUUGCAUACAACGAAUGGCACGCUCUGAUCUUGAUGACAUCUCUCUUGAAAAGUCAUUUUCUCGAGAAAUAGUUGAAGAGAUUCUCUCUCUUCGCCUCAAAAGCCGAAUAGAUGAUGAGCCUCUCUCUCCUAAAAAAGACCCACUCCAACUUAAGAACUUCAAAAGGAUUCAUAAGGCCUUAGACUCUGACGAUCUUGAGCUAGUGAAGAUGUUAUUGAUGGAGGGGAAUACAACCCUAGAUGAUGCUGAAGCCCUUCACUAUGCAGCAGCCUAUUGUGACUCAAAGGUGGUGGCUGAGCUCCUCGAGCUUGGGGGUGCUGAUGUAAAUAAGAGAAACUCGAGGGGCUAUACGGUUUUACAUGUGGCGGCCAUGAGGCAGGAGCCGGCGGUGCUUGUGGCCUUGUUAUCCAAGGAGGCGAGGGCUUGUGAGUUGACAAGUGAUGGGAGGAGUGGGGCUCGCAUUUGUCGGAGGCUUACAACGCCUAAGGACUAUAAUACGCACACUGAGCAAGGGCAGGAGUCGAGGAAGGAGAAGAUGUGUAUAGAUAUACUGGAGCGUGAGGAGAGGAGGAACCCGCUUGUUGAGAAUGUCUCAGCCUCUGCGAUGGUCUCGCCUGAGGAGCUGCACAUGAAGCUUCUCUACCUUGAGAACAGAGUGGCCUUUGCUAGAGUGUUAUUCCCUACUGAGGCGAAGCUGGCAAUGGAUAAUGCACAGGCAGGAGCAACAACGGAAUUUGCUGGCCACUCUCCUUCAACCAGUUCCCGUGGAACAUUGGGGCCGGUUGAUCUCAAUGAGACUCCAACCUCAGUGAUCAAGAAGAUGUAUUCUAGGAUGGCUGCCCUUCAGAGAACAGUGGAUAUGGGUAGGCGAUAUUUCCCGCAUUGUUCAGAGGUGUUAGACAAGCUCAUGGAGGAUGACAUGUCUGACCUCCUCUUUCUUGAGAAUGGCACCCUAGAGGAGCAACGCGUAAAACGUCAGCGCUUCAAUGAGGUCAAGGAUGAUGUACAAAAGGCCUUCACCAAGGACCAGGUCUUAGCAAAGUCCGGCACCUCCUCCUCUUCCUCUACGUCUUCUCUCAAGGACAGGCUUAGACAUAGGCCAGGUGUUAAGAAGUAGGGGAAUUCUGGUCUUUUUACCCUAGCAUGGACCUAAGAGAGGGGAUUUUGUCAUUACAUACCCGGUUUGAGGGCCUUAUAGUAAUUAGCCACCAUGUACAAUUAACCAGACAUCCUCUCUCAUGGGAAAUGGGGCAAUUUUGGCCAUAAAAUGGCCAAAAAUAUCAGGGCCGGUGGCGGUUUGGGCAAUCAAGAUUUAAUAUUCUACCACAUCAGAUGGUCUGGAGAUAUUAUCUAAUUUGACGAAAUCGGAUCUGUACUUGUAAAAAUAAGAACCCUUUCUCUUUUGUUCUUUUCUCAGAAUUAUGUAUGCCGAGGAAUGAUAAGUGUGACUUUGGAAGAGUAUAAGCUCAGCGAGUCAUGUAGUGGCAUGAUGUCAUAAAUAUUAAUCUUGUAGUUUAUGUAAAUGAAAUAAAUAUGGGAAUUGCUGUGUUCUGA
Molecule: messenger RNA, 3594 nt
Organism: Amborella trichopoda
Lineage: Eukaryota; Viridiplantae; Streptophyta; Magnoliopsida; Amborellales; Amborellaceae
Source: RefSeq, a predicted model, not a curated record